Messenger RNA from Diatraea saccharalis (sugarcane borer), 1455 nucleotides. Lineage: Eukaryota; Metazoa; Arthropoda; Insecta; Lepidoptera; Crambidae. The record is from the annotation of a GenBank genome assembly.
AUGAUGAAGGUGAUGACGAUCGUGAUUAUAAAUGAUGAUGGUUCUGGUGAUUUUAACUAACUUUUUGAAUAUUCUAACUUUUUGUUGUUGAACCGGUAACAGAUAUAUUUGUGAAAUUUUCAACUAUCUAACUUUCAAGGUUCAUGAGAUACAGUCUAGUGACAGACAGACAGACAGCGAAGUGUUAGUAAUAGGGCUCCCGUUUAACUCUUUAGGUACGGAAAUUAAAUUUAGAUUCUGAUACUUAUACAUGUCAAUAGGAAGUAUUUAAAAAAAAACAUUAGUUCCCGAAAUCAAACUAGAUGUCGCUACAGUACGUUCUCAAUUUUUCCAUGACAACCUUUCCGGUUUUCUUUCAAGUUUAAAAGUAAAUUUUAUUUGUAUUAAUAUCUAAGUUUCAAAACUCAAUUUUAUUUGUAUUAAUAUCUAAGUUUCAAAACUCAAUUUUAUUUGUAUUAAAAUCUAAGUUUCGAACAAUCAAAUUUCAGUUUUUUAUUAUGUUAUUUAAAAGGAACUGAACAGUCUUUGGUCCAUUCGUUUCCUGCAAAAAUUAACUUUUGCUAGAGUCGCCAUCUAGUGGAGGUGCUUUUUUAGUGUUUUCGAUUUUUUUUUAAUAAUUCCUCAUUUAAGAUGCUGACGCUGCAAGGUCCAUGGUCAGAGCGAGACGCACAGAUGACGGAAACGUUCGCUCGGCUCCAAGACAUAUAUGGAGCUGGUAGAGUGCUGGGGAUACUGGGCAACUCUGUGUCUCUAAGUCAAGUAGAUUAUACUGAAGGCGAGUGGAGUCGAGUACGACGUCAAGCGGACGAGAGCAGCACUAAUGCUGGUACUCCAUCUACUGAAGAUGAGCGGCCUCCGAAGCAAGGACCGAAAUACUCACUUUACAACGCAACUGGUCCACCCGGUAAAAGCGCUCUUCUGUAUUCAUCUGGUUGGCCCCAGCUGCGAUGGGCUAAUGGUUCAACGACAAUCCUAGACACGCAGGUUGGCGAGCCUACAGUCAAACCCACUAGAUUAUAUACUAUACUGGUCGUGAGGUUUGCGUAUGGAGACAGCAAAGAUAAGAUAACUCUGGAGUUCAGCUUUAAACAAACAGCAGGAUGGUGGCAAGCAGUGGGUGUUGAGGUCAAAUUCGGUCUUGAGACGACUGGCCUUAACUUGAAGGCACCGGCGCCUCCCGACGCGCCUGCCGCAGUACUUGGACAUGCUUAUGAGUGUUCCCUGCCUCUAGUAUACUCAUCUGAAGAGGCUACACUUAUAUUGCCUGAUAUUCAGAUGCAACCAUUCAUGGACAGUACGGAGAAAUUUGCCGAUGCUUUCAAUUGCAUCGGCUUCACAACUGUACCUAUAUGAUUCCGAAAUACUUGCAAUCUGUCUCCAUAUGAGGCAACAAGUCACAAAGAUCAGUGCAUCGUAGCAUUGGCGGUAUGCACUGAAACUAAAACUCAAGUGUGA